CGUCAUCACCAACAGCUCUGCAGACAAAGAGAGGUCAUCUUCUACACUCGUUCCCAUAUAUACCCACUUGCCCUGCUUCUGCUCAAUCGUCUUCUCCUUCGCCGAUUAGAACCCAAUUCUUCAAUUUCAGUUUCAAUUUCUAUAACUAAAGAAGAAAUCAAUCGUCGACUCCACCUUCACCGUCUUACAUAAAAUUCAAAGCAGAUAAAAGAGAUAUGGCGAUGCGGGACCUAGUUGCAGGAGGAGCGGCUUGUGCGGUUCCGGGUUCUUCAUCUUCCAAUCCUCUUGGCGCUCUUGCUAAUACUCUCUUAGGCUCCUCUUCUAAGACCCAGGAAAGGUUGAAGGAAGUCCCUAUAGCAACUGCUACAAGUUCUGAGAAUCGAUUUUUCCAGGAUGUUGAGGACCCUUUGAGAGCACUUCCAGGGACUGAGUUUGAACGACAGCCAUUUUCUCACCCCGGUGGUCAGGGCUCGGAAUUUCUUCGUGGGUUUCGCUCUGCUGAUCAGAAUGGACUUGCAGAUGCGUGGGAUGAGGUACAGCGGUCUCAUGUUCCUCUUCCACCUCAGGCUAACAUUCCUCAAUUGGAUCAUGUGUAUGAUCGGGGACCUCAGCUUCAACCAACUCUGGAUGGACCACCCCAAAGAGUGCUGUCAAGCUUCUUGCACUCGUUUGUUGAAAGCAGCCGUGGUGGAAUCCCUUUUCAUCCUGCUCCAUUGCCAUUAUUAGGAUUAUCUGAAGGUGACAAACAAUGCAUACGUGAUCGUAGCAGCAUAAUGGCCCGACACUUUUUUGCUGAUAAAAGUGAAGAUUUCAUUAAUGCACAGGUGAAUGCACUAUUGUCUUCAUUAGAUAUUGACAGUGAUGUCCGAGUGAAGGGGCCUCUACCUGGGAGAUUCCGAGAACUGGAGGAUUACUGGAAUGAAUCACAAGGUAGCCUGAGACCGGGUCCUCAUCCCACUGAUGGAUGGAUUGCAGAGUUUAAUCAGCACAGACUAGACCAUAGUGAUCCUGAUGCUUGGGCUCAUGCAUUUGAACGGCAACACGGUGCUAAUGGUUGGGCCUCUGAAUUUGAGCAGGAACAGCAGCUAGCAUCAAUGGGUCAAAUGAGAGGUGCAAAUAUUCCAAACUUAGCAGCAAUGGAACAGACUCGUAUGCUUGCCCACACUCUUGCUCAAAAUAAUGACCCUAAAUUUCAGAAUUCAAAGUUUCUUCAAUUUGUGUCAAAGAUGAGUCGUGGUGAACUUAUUAUUGAUGAUAAUCAAGUCAAGCCAGCUGCUGGACCUAGUGAUUGGGCAACAGAAUAUCAACAACAGUAUACUGGUAGUACUUGGGCUGAUGAAUAUACACGUGACGAGGUUUCUCAUGGGCCUGAUCGAUGGGUUAGUGAAUUUACCACUGAAAGAGAGCAAAAUGCGUCUGUUGAUGAUCAGUGGGUAAAUGAAUUCUCAAAGUUGCAUGUUAAUGACUGGGUGGAAGAAUUUGGGCAGCAGGUUGCGGAAGAAGUGGGGGAUAGUUCAGCUGAUAAUUGGGCAAAUGCCUAUGAUGAGUACCUAAAUGAAAAAGCAGCUGCUAAAUCAGAAGCUUCAAGGGGAGUCUAUGUGUUUUCUGAUAUGAAUCCUUAUGUUGGUCACCCCAAUCCUUUAAAAGAAGGCCAGGAGCUAUUCCGCAAAGGACUUUUGAGUGAAGCAGUGCUUGCUUUAGAAGCUGAAGUCUUGAAAAACCCAGAUAAUGCUGAAGGUUGGAGGUUACUUGGAAUAGCUCAUGCAGAGAAUGACGAUGAUCAACAGGCCAUUGCAGCAAUGAUGCGUGCACAGGAGGCUGAUCCCACGAAUCUUGAAGUUCUUCUUGCUCUUGGUGUGAGUCAUACAAAUGAGUUGGAGCAGGCAGCUGCCUUGAGAUACUUGUAUGGGUGGCUACGUAAUCAUCCAAAGUAUGGAACACUGGCCACUCCAGAGCUUGCUGAUUCAUUAUAUUAUGCUGAUGUUUCUAGAGUAUUCAAUGAAGCUUCUCAGAUAUCACCUGAGGAUGCUGAUGUGCACAUUGUACUUGGUGUGCUAUAUAAUUUAUCCAGGGAAUAUGACAAAGCCAUUGCUUCCUUCCAAACAGCUCUGAAGCUCAAGCCACAGGAUUACUCCCUGUGGAACAAGCUUGGUGCAACACAAGCAAACAGUAUUCAAAGUGCUGAUGCAAUAUUGGCUUAUCAACAGGCUCUUGAUUUGAAGCCUAACUAUGUUCGUGCUUGGGCAAACAUGGGAAUCAGUUAUGCGAACCAGGGUAUGUACGAAGAAUCCAUUCGUUACUAUGUAAGGGCACUUGCUAUGAAUCCGAAAGCCGAUAAUGCCUGGCAAUAUUUGAGAAUUUCAUUGAGCUGUGCUUCUAGGAAUGAUAUGCUUGAAGCUUGUGAUUCUCGGAAUAUAGACGUUCUGCAGAAGGAGUUUCCAUUGUAAUCUUUAUCUAGGUUUAAAGUAAUGGAUAAAUGACAGGUUCCAGUAGCUGGGAGUGAGGGCCACACCUUUUAAAUCCUCCUCUUUGUCCAUUAAUAGCUACCUGCAUCCGCGUUGAUCGAGUAUGGCUCCAAUUUUUUCGUUACAUUCAGAUGAAAUAAUAUCUGCCGAGUGCUGUCCCUGAUCUUUGGAAGAACUUCGGUGAAAGUUUGAAGUUGGAAAACCAAAAAUGGAAAUUGGAGCCAACACAAACAAACAAAUUGUAGUGUAGUGUAAAAUGCAUUACCAGGUAUCCUGAUUCUUAAACACAGUAAUAGAGAAGGGCAUUUUAUUAUAAUAAGCAACUGCAGAUAAUGGAAUUACUUAUUACCAUUGAGGGUAUCAAUAAAUAUUCCUGUCAGAUUGAUGUC
Messenger RNA from Manihot esculenta (cassava), 2854 nucleotides. RefSeq names its product peroxisome biogenesis protein 5. The coding region runs from base 216 to 2447 and encodes 743 amino acids. Gene Ontology annotation, biological process: protein import into peroxisome matrix, docking. The record is from RefSeq and is a predicted model, not a curated record. Gene Ontology annotation, cellular component: peroxisomal membrane; cytosol. Lineage: Eukaryota; Viridiplantae; Streptophyta; Magnoliopsida; Malpighiales; Euphorbiaceae. The transcript has 15 exons. Gene Ontology annotation, molecular function: protein binding.